AAGUAGAUAUCAAAGAAGAAAUAGAUUUUAAAACAAAAUAUAUUAAUCAAAAAAAGAAACCUGAAUUACAUUUAAUACAGGAUCAAAAAAUUAAAUCAUUAAAAGGUGCUAUAGAUUUUUUACAUAUUAAAGAACAAAUUGAAAAUGAAUCAUUAUUAUCAAAUUUGCUAAAUAAAAAAUUUUUUGAUGAAUUAAUUCAAACAAACAGUUUUUUGGUUAAAAAUCAAAGACAAUUAUUACAAACAGUAAGAAAAAAUAGGUUACAAUUGUUAGUAAAUAAUUAUUAUAACACAUUAAAGAAAGAAAUAGAAAUAUCAAAAGAUUUAGAACAAUUAAAUGAUGGUGGAUAUUUUGAUGAAAGAAUUGGUGAAAUUAGAGAAGAAUAUUUGGAUUCUAAUAAUUCGAAAGAAAAAUUACAUAUUUUACGAAGAUCAAGAAUUGAUCAAUUAUUAGGAAGUGAAGAAGAUCAAAGAUAUGAUCUUAUAAGAGAUAUUAUUAAUAAUACAGAAAAUAUCGAAGAAAUAUCAGAUUCAUCAGAAAUAUUUACAGAUAUUAAAAUAUUAAAUCAAACUUUAUUAACAGGAAAUCAUGAUAAAUUAGAAUUAGAAAGAGAAUGA
Molecule: messenger RNA, 617 nt
Organism: Racocetra persica
Lineage: Eukaryota; Fungi; Glomeromycota; Glomeromycetes; Diversisporales; Gigasporaceae
Source: the annotation of a GenBank genome assembly